AUGGAAAUGCCUCGAAAGAAAAAGGAGCAAGCUCAGGUCGCGGACGGAGGCAACGUUAGUGAACAUUUGAACACUAAAGAACGGUUGGAUCUACAACUUGAUGAUAAUAUUGGGGCGCUGCCAUUGCCAUUUCCUGGCGAUUGCGAAGCACCUGACAGCGGAAUUGAUCUCGUCUUCGUCCAUGGGCUCCAUGGAUCCCGGUUAAAGACAUGGUCCAAAGAUGGUAUCUUCUGGCCACGAGAUCUGCUUCAGGAUGAUCUAAAGAAUGCCCGUGUGAUCACAUGGGGCUAUGAUGCAGAUAUUGCCAAAGCAUUCUCCUAUGCAAGCAAGGAGAGUCUAUUUGGCCAUGCCAAUACGUUAUUAGCUGACUUGGCCGACUUAAGGCGAGACGUGACCAGGCCCAUCGUAUUUAUCUGCCAUAGCCUUGGGGGUAUCGUUGUUAAAGAGGCUCUAAAUGUCUCUGAUAUUUACCGAAGCCAUGGGAGACACCCUAACCUCAGCGAAAUUUCCGCCAAAACCGCAGGUGUGAUUUUCAUGGGAACACCACAUCGAGGUAGUGAUAAGGCGUCCUAUGGCCAAAUUGCGGUGCGCGUUGCGGACUUGUCGUUUCGACAACCAAAUAAGGAGCUUCUCAGGGUUUUAAAGCCCAACCAGGAUACUCUUGAGAAACAACAGGAUCUCUUCGUAUCAGUUUCAAAAGAUAUGCAUAUUGUUUGCAUUAGGGAAGAACUCCCAACCGCAAUUGGCAUGAUCGUCUCAAAAGACUCUGCCUCUUAUCAAGGGCAACGCGUAAUCAGCACUGCAAUCCACGCAAACCAUAUGGAUAUGGUAAAGUUCUCAUCGAGAGACGAGGGCUAUAAAAGAGUGCUUAGUCAUAUUAAGGACGUCCGUGACUUUGGAAAACUCAGGUCUGAGCAAGCCAUACUGGAAGAGUUACGAUUCCCUACAAUCAAUAAGCGAGAAGAUGACAUGGAGGAUUCGUAUAAAGACACUUGUUCCUGGAUUCUUGAUGGCGAACCGGAAGAAAACAAAACAUCCGCCAACCCAUGCAAAUUCUUAUCUUGGCUUCAAAAUGACGAGACUUUCCAUUGGAUCAGUGGCAAAGCUGGGUGUGGGAAAUCUACUCUGAUGAAGUACGCAUAUCAUGACAAACGAACCAAAGCGGCGCUCCAAAACUCCCAAUGGGCCAAAGACAAAAACUUGAUCCUAAUGCGACACUUCUUUUUUGAGCUCGGCGACGCGGACCAAAGCUCCAGGGAAGGGAUGCUUCGAACUCUCCUGUACCAAUUACUGAAAAGCCGACGGGAACUUAUUCCGGAAGUUUUCUCCCAUCUGGAUCUCUUUGGACCUAGAGAACGCCCAUUGCCAGGAGAUUUUCUCGGUUGGAACAAUCUUAGAAUAACAUUCAUUUCCAUGUUAAACCAUCUUCAAGACUCCAGGAUCUGCCUGUUUCUGGACGGUCUAGACGAAUACCGUAUGAUAGACAGAAAAGACGAUUACACCGAACAAGAACUUGAUCUAAUUUACGAAGAUAACGAUCAGGAUGAAUCGUGGGGCCGGAACAAGUGGAUAACUAACGGUCAUAAAGAGAUCGCCGAGUUCAUUCAUAGUCUCCAAACCAUCAAGAACGUGAAGGUGUGCUUUUCUAGCAGGGAGCUGAACGUGUUCGAACAAGAAUUCAGAGGCUUCCCUAGAAUAAGGGUUCAUGAGCACACAGCCAACUCUAUCUCUCAAUAUUGCCGGGACUUUUUAACCAAUAAGAUACCAGACCUUCCAGAUAUACCGAGAUUCGCGUUCGAGAUCACAAAAAGGGCACGUGGGGUAUUUAUUUGGGUUCGCCUAGUUAUUGAAAUCCUCAUUGACAGAUUUAACGAUGGUGGCUAUGAGGAUGAGCUCUGGGAGACUGUAGAUACCUUGCCCCAUGGGCUUGGGGGCAAGAAUGGUCUUUAUAUGAGCAUGAUGGAAAAUAUCAAGCGAGAAUAUCUACCAGAAUCGAAAAGACUAUUCGAUUUGGUUUCAAGAUGGCCCGAAAUAUUGCAUAGCGGGAAACUCGACAUCAUAACUUUAUUCCUGGCAGAACGUUGGCAUUCCCAAGGCCAUAGCCGGGAUGAAUUUCUGAACAAAACUUGGGAAGAAUUACAGCCAGACUGUGUCAGGUUACAGAAACGCUUGAAGGGACGAUGCGCUGGUCUUUUGGAAGGGAUAGCGGACGUGCAAUUCAUGCACCAGACGGUAAAGCAAUUUCUGUCCCGAGAAUAUGCGCAGGAUAAAAUCUUCCCGAACUCGGUUGAGUAUGCUAUACCUGACGCCGUCCUAGCUCUGAUGAGUGGGCUUAUCCAACGUCUGGAACACUGCCCGGAAGCUGUGUUUAACGGCCGUUUUCAUCCUGGCUUACGUCCUGGAUUACGCUCCUCUGAUACGGACGACAGCCAUAUUUCUGAGAUUACUAAGAAUCUACUCGACUCUAUAUUCGAAUGCGCUAGAACACAAUCAUUCAAAGUAUAUAGUCUCACAGAUAGUAUCCGCUGCUCUUAUAUGAAGCUUCUUGAAGACGCAGAAGACAGCGGGAGUAGACCCAUAAACCGUGAAAGGGGUUUAGGAUACGAUUGGACCCAAUUUCUUUAUAUGACAUUGAGUCCUGAUCAAUUCGAGAAGAUAGCGAUCAUGGCGGGUUCGACAGACUAGUGAGUUUUUUGCAACUUGCAUCCUUGUUUGGACUACUUCCAUAUGUGGCAGCCAAAAUCAAGGAGGAAACUUCCAAACGCAAACUAGAAUCUCUCCUAUCACAAUUAUCUCGAUACUGCUGUCUCCAAAGCAAACGGCAAUCGAGAUGUCUGAAUAAUCUCGAAACCCAACCAGCCAUUUUUGAAAUGAUAUUCGAAAAAGGUGUUAACCCAAAUUGCUUGAACCCUAAGAGCAUGCCUUCCAUAGGCUCGUUAAAUAUAUACACUGCUUGGGAAAUGCAUCUCAUACGCUGUGGGGACUAUUUAGAGACUUGGGAUGGUGAGGCGUGGAUCGCUUCAACCAAGAUUUUCCUCAAGUACGGGGCUGAUCCAACGGUAAGAAAGGUAGGACGGAAGUAUCCAACGAAAUUUAUGGUAGGAUGGGUGUAUGGUACAGUUGAAAAUAGCAUCGAAUAUGUUUGUUCGCAGCAGCCUAGUUUAGAAAAAGAGAAGGGCGAACUAUUGAGGCUAUUGAACGAAACAAAGGAAAGAUGGAGAACUAAGAGGUUAAGGUAGUUCCAUGCCCGAGUUUUACGAGGUUGAUUGUAUCAAAACCUUUUCCUUAAAGAGUCAG
Molecule: messenger RNA, 3297 nt
Organism: Daldinia vernicosa
Lineage: Eukaryota; Fungi; Ascomycota; Sordariomycetes; Xylariales; Hypoxylaceae
Exons: 5
Coding region: 1-2685 (894 amino acids)
Source: RefSeq, a predicted model, not a curated record